AUGGUAAACAAAGACAUGAAUGGAUUCCCGGUCAAGAAAUGCUCAGCCUUCCAGUUUUUUAAGAAGCGGGUACGAAGAUGGAUCAAAAGUCCAAUGGUCAGUGUGGACAAGCAUCAGAGUCCCAGCCUGAAGUACACAGGCCCCUCCGUGGUGCACACCCCCCACGGGGAGCCCGACUUUGAGCCUUCCUUGUGUCAGAUGUGCCUAGGAGACCAUACUUUGCAAAGAGGGGUCCUCCCUCAGGAGAAGGAGUCAUGUUCAUGGGAUACUCAACCCAGGUGUGAAGUAAAAGAGCCAUGUACUCACGCCAACAUCCUGACCAAGCCUGAUCCAAGAACCUUCUGGACUAACGAUGACUCAGCUUUCAUGAAACAGAGGAGGAUGGGCCUCAACGACUUCAUUCAGAAGAUUGCCAAUAACUCCUAUGCAUGCAAACACCCUGAAGUUCAGUCCAUUUUGAAAAUCUCCCAACCUCAGGAGCCUGAGCUUAUGAAUGCCAACCCUUCUCCUCCACCGAGUCCUUCUCAGCAAAUCAACCUUGGUCCAUCAUCCAAUCCUCAUGCUAAACCAUCUGACUUCCACUUCCUGAAAGUGAUUGGAAAGGGCAGUUUUGGAAAGGUUCUUCUGGCGAGACACAAAGCAGAAGAAGCAUUCUAUGCAGUCAAAGUUUUACAGAAGAAAGCGAUCCUGAAAAAGAAGGAGGAGAAGCAUAUUAUGUCGGAGCGGAAUGUCCUACUGAAGAAUGUGAAGCACCCUUUCCUGGUGGGCCUUCACUUCUCGUUCCAGACUGCUGACAAACUGUACUUCGUCCUCGACUACAUCAAUGGUGGAGAGUUGUUCUACCAUCUCCAGAGGGAGCGCUGCUUCCUGGAACCGCGGGCCCGUUUCUAUGCUGCUGAAAUAGCCAGUGCCUUGGGCUACCUGCACUCGAUGAACAUCGUUUAUAGAGACUUAAAGCCAGAGAAUAUUCUGCUGGAUUCCCAGGGGCACAUUGUCCUUACUGACUUUGGGCUCUGCAAAGAGAACAUCGAACACAACGGCACGACAUCCACCUUCUGUGGCACACCUGAGUAUCUCGCACCCGAGGUGCUCCAUAAGCAGCCAUACGACAGGACUGUGGACUGGUGGUGCCUGGGGGCCGUCUUAUAUGAGAUGCUCUAUGGCCUGCCUCCUUUUUACAGCCGAAACACAGCUGAGAUGUAUGACAACAUUCUGAACAAGCCCCUCCAGUUGAAGCCAAAUAUCACAAACUCUGCAAGACACCUGCUGGAGGGCCUCCUGCAGAAGGACCGGACAAAGCGGCUGGGCGCCAAGGACGACUUUAUGGAGAUUAAGAACCAUGUCUUCUUCUCUGUAAUUAACUGGGAUGAUCUCAUUAAUAAGAAGGUCACUCCUCCUUUUAACCCAAAUGUGAGCGGACCCAGCGACCUGCGGCACUUCGACCCCGAGUUCACCGAAGAGCCCGUCCCCAACUCCAUCGGCCGGUCCCCCGACAGCAUCCUCCUCACCGCCAGCGUCAAGGAGGCCGCUGAGGCCUUCCUAGGCUUCUCCUAUGCACCUCCUGUCGACUCCUUCCUCUGA
Pipistrellus nathusii (Nathusius's pipistrelle) is the source of this 1581-nucleotide messenger RNA. NCBI's taxonomy places the organism in Eukaryota, Metazoa, Chordata, Mammalia, Chiroptera, Vespertilionidae. The record is from the annotation of a GenBank genome assembly.